CCACUCUGCCAACCCAGCCCAGAGCCUUGCCCCCAGCCCAGCCUGUCACAGGCACAACAUGCCUGUGUCAGUGCCUGUGUCAGUGCCUGUGUCAGUGCCUGUGCCUGUGCCUGUGUCAGUGCCUCUCAGCGUUGUCUAAAACCCAACCUGAUCGAACGCUCCACAAAACUGCCUUCAGCCUUCAGUGCGGAGCUUCACAGAGAAUGGAGCUCUUGUUUUACUCAACUUUCUGCGGAUUUUUAGCUUCCACAGGGCUUGGGUUUCAAAUCCAGUGUUAUCAGUGCGAAGAAUUCCGAUUAAACGAUGACUGUUCAUCUCCAGACUUUAUUGCAAAUUGUACAAUCAACGUGCAGGACAUGUGUCUGAAAGAAGUGAUUGUAAAAAGUGACGGAGUUAUGUAUCGAAAGUCUUGUGCUGCUUCUACAUCCUGCCUCAUUACAUCUGCGGGAUAUCAGUCAUUCUGUUCUCCAGGGAAGGUGGGAUCUGUGUGCAUCAGUUGUUGCAACACUCCGCUCUGUAAUGGACCAAGGCCUAGGAGGCGAGGAAACUCAGCCGCAACUUCAAAAGCCAAUCUAAAACUCUCUGUCACUGUUGGAAUACUCACAAUAGCAUUUCUAACAUAAACUCAUGUAUAAAAGAAAACAAACUGUGACGAGAAUCAUUACUGGUUUGGGAGUGCAGAAAUUCCUACCUUGCUUUGCUGCUAUCAUUACAAUAUUAAUUACUGACUAUUGUUAACUGAAAACACUGACUGGUUUUCUAAUUUUACUGCUAUAUUGAAACUUUAAGCGAUAUUAAAAAAAUGGCUUCAAAAUAAAUCACUGACAGCCCUUCGGAACCAUUUCAUAUUUUUUUCUUUGAUACAGUAAUGCUUUGUAGAAGUAUAAUGUCUCCAUUUAAAUGCAUUCCAUUUGUUUGUAGUGUUAGAUGUGACUAAGCCCUGUGAUAUUAGUUCCGGCCUACUAUCAGGGUUGUGCUUUGGGCCACUAUGCCCCGAAAUUCUGGAAAAUUCUCCCUUAAUCCC
Messenger RNA from Callorhinchus milii (elephant shark), 1024 nucleotides. Its product is annotated as ly6/PLAUR domain-containing protein 1. The transcript is spliced from 3 exons. The record is from RefSeq and is a predicted model, not a curated record. Gene Ontology annotation, biological process: acetylcholine receptor signaling pathway. The coding region runs from base 204 to 623 and encodes 139 amino acids. NCBI's taxonomy places the organism in Eukaryota, Metazoa, Chordata, Chondrichthyes, Chimaeriformes, Callorhinchidae. Gene Ontology annotation, molecular function: acetylcholine receptor inhibitor activity.